AGGGGAGCGGGGAGGCAGCGCCGCCCCGGCUGGAAGGGCGGGCGGGGGACCCAGCGGCAGCGCUCUCGCCGGCCGGGUUUUCCACUGUUCGCUUAAAAUCCCGCCGGGCGGCUCCGUACGCGGGCCCUUCUCUCCCGCCGCGAAGAAAAGACACGAUUUUCCCGUGGCGGAGCGAGGCAGCCGAUCGGCGUCCAGCGCUCGGUUGCCCGGCGGCGUCGGCAAAGCGGGAAGCAUGGCGGCGACGGGGGUUGCGGCGAGGACCGAGGCUGUCUCGCCGGCUGGAGGGGUGGAGGGCAGAGAGGUCUUGGGAGACAGGUCCUCCUCUGAGGAUGCAGUUUCUUGCUUCCUGCCUCCGUCUGGAAGGACGGUUUGGUAGUCAACUGGUCAGGCCAAGGAUUGCAAAAACUGGGUCCGACCUUACCCUGUGACGCUGAUACUCACACUUUGAUUCUGGACAAAAACCAGAUAAUUAAAUUGGAACACUUGGAGAAAUGCAGGAAUCUGAUGCAGCUCUCUGUAGCCAACAAUCGUUUGGUGCGAAUGAUGGGUGUAGCAAAACUGACUAAGCUUCGGGUGCUAAACUUGCCUCAUAAUAGUAUUGGGUAUGUGGAAGGGCUGAAGGAUUUGGUGCAUCUGGAAUGGCUGAAUUUGGCAGGAAAUAACCUUAAGGCCAUUGAACAAAUCAAUUACUGUGUAUCUCUUCAGCAUCUUGAUUUGUCAGACAAUAACAUAGCUCAAUUAGGUGAUCUCUCCAAGCUUACAUCGCUGAAGACUCUGUUGCUGCAUGGAAAUAUUAUAACUUCACUUCGCACUGCCCCUGUUUGCCUACCUCAGAAUCUGACUGUUUUUUCUUUGGCAGAAAAUGAAAUCAGAGACUUAAAUGAGGUUUCUUUCCUGGCCUCUCUUCGUCAAUUGGAACAGUUGUCAAUUAUGAACAAUCCUUGUGUGAUGGCCACACCUUCUAUCCCUGGCUUUGACUACAGGCCGUAUAUUGUCAGCUGGUGUCUGAACCUUAAAGUUCUUGAUGGAUAUGUGAUUUCUCAGAAGGAAAGUUUGAAAGCAGAAUGGCUCUACAGUCAAGGUAAAGGAAGAUCAUAUCGACCUGGGCAGCAUGUUCAGCUAGUCCAGUACUUGGCUACUGUUUGUCCUCUUGUAUCUACAUACGGUCUCCAGACUGAAGAGGAUGCCAAACUGGAAAAAAUACUGAGUAAGCAAAGGCUCCACCAGAGGCAGUUGAUGCAUCAAAACCAAAAUGAAGGUCCACCUACAUCUUCUGCUCCCAACAAAACACUGCCAGUUGCUUAUGAACACAGCAGUCCAUCCCAGCCGCCACAGAUAGUUUUUGAAAGUGAACCUAUCAUCCAGAAGAAUUCCUGGGUUGGACCAAGUGCAAACGAUGAUCAUUCCUAUGCAGUAAAGAACACUUUUCUUCUUGAAAGAAGUUUUCACAAGGAGCUAUACCUUGAAGAUAUACAGACAGAUGAAGACAAACUAAACAGCAGCCUUUUAUCCUCAGAGUCUACUUUCAUGCCAGUUGCUUCAGGAUUGUCUCCGGUGUCUCCUAAUUCAGACCUGAAGCUACAUGGAAUCACUUUGGGCCUAGGAGACGAUGAUGAUACAGUGAUCGAAUGUGAGAGAGCUGUUAAUAGCGGAGAGACAACUAUCAAGCAAGAAGCUUCAUGUGUUACAAGAGAGCACUCGAACAGAGCAGCGGAAAGUGUGGAAACUCAAGAGAAUAUCAAAGAGAGUAUGCUGUUGCCUUCUGCUGAUCCAGUAACAGCUAGCUUGACUGCUAAUACUAGCAACUGUUCAGCAUCCUCUGAAGACCAAGUUCUGCAUAAUCAUCCCAGCACCUCAGUGGGUGCUGAAUCAGGAGUUACAACUCUUUGUCCUGACCAGAUGACAGGAGAAAGUUCUGAUUCCUUAGCUGUUGUUGAUCAAGGUGCAGCUGAACUGCAAAGAAUGGCUAAAGCAGCUACCAAGCUUCAAGCCUGCUGGAGAGGAUUUUACACGAGGAACUACCAUCCCCGAGCCAAGGAAGUGCGGUAUGAAAUUCGCUUAAACAGAAUGCAGGAGCACAUCAUUUGCUUAACUGAUGAAAUAGAAAAACUAAGAAAAGAAAGAGAGGAAGAUAAGAUUCAGAGGCUUGUACAGGAGGAAGCUGUCAGAUUUCUUUGGAACCAGGUUAAAUCCCUUCAACAAUGGCACCUUUCAGUAACACAGAAUUUAGGUGCCACUUGGCAACCUGGGAUCCCUUCAGCCGGUAUUUUCUGUUCAUCCGAACCAUUUAUUCGAUCAUCCACACUUGAGCAAGAAACCGCACCAGAUGUUAGUUCUGCUUGUUUAGUUCCAGCUAGUGAAGUUCUUCAGGAAAAGUCUUUGUUGCAGUUCCCAGAUUCUGGUUUUCAUUCUUCUAUGGCUGAUCGGACUCAUGUCAGUGACUUGUGUAGCUCUGAAAAGAGUUUAACAGAAGGAACUGAGAGCUCUCUUUCAGUGGAAACUGUCAAACAAUGUGGCAAUUCUGUUUCAGCCUAUUCUUCAGAUGUAGAGGAUGGCCAUGGGGAAUGUGAGCAAAGUAAAGAGAGCUCUAGUAGUGAACAGGACAACAGACUAAUACAACAGUAUUUGAAAUCUGUUCAGCAGCUGGAAGAGGCUGAUGAAGGGACAGAUUGCAAUGAGGAAACAGAGGGUAGCUGGCCACAAAUUGCUGUUUCACCAGAAAGCCAAGAUUCUUCAUCUGACACUGUCUUUGUAGAUCUCCCUCAAGAUACAUCUUCCCCUGCCCGAGGUGAAAUUGGUCAGACACCAGAAAGCUGCAAACUGAAUUCGGGAAUAGCAGAAGGGAAGCAAACAGACUGCGAUUCUUCAUUUCAGAUGCUGCAUGUUGGGAUAGCUGUAUAGUAGGCUCAGUUCCACAAAGGACUAGGGAUUCCAUUUCACUUUCCUUUCUCUUUCUUUUUCCCAUUUAUACAAAACUUAUUUUUCAUGUGUGCUGCUUCAGAUUUUUACUCAUGUUACCAAUUUAUGUUUUAAUUAGUAUUUUAUUGAUGUUGCUGAGGACUGACACUAACUGUGCUAACCUAAAAUCAGCAAAGUUCUCAGUGACGGUCAUUAUGCACUUUAUUUUCAAACAUAAAACUGAUAUCUUAAUAACUGGCUUCCAUUAAAUUAAUUCUGAAGAUUGGGGGUGUUGGGGGGGAGGUGUUUGCUGUAAAUUCACAUUGAUGAAUGUGUUAGUAAGUCUUUGCAUUUUUUUCUAAAAAGCAGAAUUGAGUUCUACUUUGCAAAGAGAAGGAAACAAUAUGGGAAGAAACAGCAUCAGCAUAGACAGUGUGUGCGUAUGGAUACAGCCUGAUGAGAAAGGUGAAAGCAGUUGCCUUUC
Haliaeetus leucocephalus (bald eagle) is the source of this 3382-nucleotide messenger RNA. It is a transcript of the gene CEP97, whose product is annotated as centrosomal protein 97kDa. The transcript has 12 exons. NCBI's taxonomy places the organism in Eukaryota, Metazoa, Chordata, Aves, Accipitriformes, Accipitridae. Bases 505 to 2901 code for a protein of 798 amino acids. Gene Ontology annotation, molecular function: protein binding. The record is from RefSeq and is a predicted model, not a curated record.